This is a messenger RNA of Sclerotinia borealis F-4128, 627 nucleotides long. The record is from the annotation of a GenBank genome assembly. NCBI's taxonomy places the organism in Eukaryota, Fungi, Ascomycota, Leotiomycetes, Helotiales, Sclerotiniaceae.
AUGUCGGAGCCUUGGGACCCCGCUAUUCUCGGUGAUGAGAUGGUCAGAAUAUUUGUUGGCGAAGAUCUCGGCGAAGACUUCACCGUCCACAGAAAAUUCCUCUGCAGUCGAUGGGAAUACUUUGUGGGAGUCAUCGCCGAUGCUGACCAAUAUGCCCACGCCGGUAAACCAACGUUCUUGGGCCUUCCAGAAGAGACAUCAGAGACGUUCGAAGCAUUGAUGGACUAUCACUACAAUGGAGAAUUACCCUACUUUGAGUUGUAUAACCUUACAAUUUUGACUUCUCAUCAAAGGCAGGAGCGACGAAAGGAGUUUGAAACACACAGCAGUCUCAUGCGCAGCCUCUUCUACCUUGCCGACAGAUUGGAAGAUAAGGUUCUCAUGGGCAAAAUCAUGGACCAGAUCCAGGAGGAAUACGCCGCCCCCGGUCGAGUGUUUUUCUGUGACAAAGUAAUCAGAGAGAUACACGCCAACUCGAAGAAAACCAAUUUGUUAUAUCAAUACGCUCUCUACAACAUGCUAAAAGAGCUAAAAGGUCGAGACGAGAAUUCAAUCAAAGCGUGCAAUCUGUUGAUGGAAGAAUUGCCCGGUCUUAGGGCCGAUGUCAUGAAAUUUCGUUGCUUGUAG